ACCCCCGGCGCCCUCCGGCCCGCUCCCGCCGCUCGCUCCCGCACGUCCGCCCUGCGCCGCGGCCGGGGGCUGCUCCUCGCCCGGAGAAACUUUGCACCCCCGUGUCGUGGCGGGGACCGUGGGUGUCAAAGCCAUGAUUCCUCCGGGGGAAUGCCUAUAUGCUGGGAGGAAAAGGAGGAAACCCAUUCAGAAACAAAGGCCAGCAGUUGGGAAUGAAAAAUCAAAUCCUUCGAAGAGGCACAGAGACCGUCUGAAUGCAGAACUGGACCACCUGGCCAGCCUCCUCCCUUUUCCACCCGACAUCGUAUCGAAGCUGGACAAACUUUCAGUCUUGCGCCUUAGUGUCAGCUAUCUCCGAGUCAAAAGUUUCUUUCAAGCCAUUCAAGAAAAGCACUUUAAGAAGCAAGUUGGCCAAACAACAAAAGAAGACAAUAUAUCUAACAAGACUGCUGUACAAGAAGGUGGACUUCUACUAGAAUCACUGAAUGGUUUUGCCUUGGUGGUGAGCGCAGAUGGAAUGAUAUUCUAUGCGUCAUCAACAAUUGUGGACUACCUAGGGUUUCAUCAGACUGAUGUAAUGCACCAAAACAUAUAUGAUUACAUUCACGUGGAUGAUCGCCAGGAUUUCUGUAGACAACUGCACUGGGCCAUGAAUCCUCCCCACAUGUUGUCUGGACAGCAACUACAGUCAGAAACAGGAGAAGAAUAUAUUCUCAGUAAAUUGUUUAAAGCACAAGAAAAUGACAGCAUGACAACAGAUUACUCUUCCUUUUUAACUCGCUGUUUCAUCUGUCGAGUUCGCUGCUUGUUGGACAGUACUUCUGGAUUCCUUACAAUGCAGUUCCAAGGCAAACUAAAGUUUCUCUUUGGACAAAGGAAGAAGUCCUCAUCAGGAACAGUAUUGCCACCUCAGCUGUCCUUAUUCUGCAUAGUGGUACCACUUCUGCUCCCUUCUGUGACAGAGAUGAAGAUGAAAAGCCUGCUUGUGAAAGCAAAACACAAAGCUGAUGAUGCAGCAGCAGUGAACACCAACUCCAGUUCAAAAAGCAGUUCAGGACCAUGUGAAGCAACAGAAUUAUAUGAACGAAACAGUCACCAUGAAGGUGCCGCCUUCACUAAUGCAUUACAGAUUGCUGAAAACCAAAUCAAAGCAAAGAAUAAUGGAGAAAAUGGCAUUUCUUUAGUCAAAGUACAAACAAAUGAAGAUCACUGGGUCUGGGUUCAAGCUAACACUCAACUUCUGUAUCGAAGUGGUUGUUCAGAAUACGUCCUUGCCCAACAGCAAAUGCUAAAGGAAGAAGAUGAACAACUGAAGAUACUAAGUGGUUUUGCCAGUUUGAAAGGAAACCUGGAGGGGCUUUCCUAUAAUAGUGCCAUUGAAACUCUGGGCCAGUGGAAGCAUCUUAACUGGGCAGCAGUGAAGAAUGAACAAGAUAAUGUAAAAGUGAAGUUUGAGCCUCAUACUAAUGGUGAGUGUUUUAUGCAAGAGGAACCUCUCAGUUCUAACACAUCAGUUUUAGGCAUUCAAAACAACUGCACCACAAACAGUAGCUGGACUUUAAGAAACUCGAGUUCUUGUUCUAUGAGCCAGCGAAUGAACACUUGUCCAAACAGGAGAGCUGGAUCAUUCUACAAUAGAGACCAAAAUUUCUUAAAUUUGGCAUCAACUUGUUCUUCCCACUGGGGGAGCACAGAAAAUGGCCAGUCUUACUUGGGGCUCCAACAACGCUGUGCAGAGAACUAUGCAACAGACCACCUGAAGCUGCAGAGACCAUUAAUAUCCUCAGAGUCUCUCUAUGACACUGCUGUUCCCUUGGAGAUGCCUAUCAAAACAGAAUACGAUUCUGAUUCUGAAAACAUUGCUGAUAACUACCUGCUGUCGCAGAGCCGAGCCUGGCUGGAUGAGAGUGGCUCAGUGAGAAAGCAGGUGUCCAGCUAUCCCAACAGAAUGUACCUCAAAACAGAACCGGACCUCUGCGAGCCAGCCCUGCCUUGCCAGAAGCCAAGGCACUGCCUUUACACACCACAUAACUGGCAAUGCAUCAUAGCAAAUCAUCCCAACAACCUGAACUUGAACAGAGCUUGCAAGGGUUCACGGAACAAGGAGGUGGCCCCAUUCUGCCCUCAGAACACCUCCGUGUGUUUGGAAAGCAUGCCCGACCUGCCACACACAGCUUGCUACAGCCACUUCUACAGCCCCAGCCCAGGGGAGGAGAAAGAGCAGAUUAAUGAGGUGUUCAAAGUGCCAUGUGAAUUUAAAAACCCCUGCUUGGUUCAAGCAAUCAAGCGUGAGCCCCUGGAUUCUCCACCGUUGUCCAACAGUGGACAGAACAGAGUACACGCGAGCUUUCCUGAAAAUACAUUAGCAGGUCCUGUGCCUCAUAAAACCACUGAAUGUACAUUUUUGCAAUAGAUUUUAUAACAUUUGAAAUAUUUAUAAUGUUAAAAGCAAGAAGUUGUAGAUUCUCUUCCAGUUUGGUUAAAUGAGUUACUAAAAUCAAAAGCCAGUGGAAAGAUUUUGAGUGUGUGUGUGUGUGCACCUGUGUGUGAAAAGAAACAGACACAGGUACACACAUCCUACCCCCCCCUACUGCCCUUCUCUUAGUGAUCCUUGUGAAGAGGAAAGAAAGAUUAAACCUCAGGCACAGAAAAAUAAUUAUUACUUGCUGCACAGGUAUACCUGAUCAUUUUUCUUUAUCACCUUUCCUCUCUUGUCUAUACUUCACUAGCAAGGUCUAGCAAUUUCUGUUUCCUUUGGUCUGUUUUUCUCAAGGUGAUGUGAUGCCUCUGUGCAAACCAAAAAUGUUUAUGGUCUUCAGUGUGGCUAGUUCACCUUAGGAGUUCUUGCUUUAUAAUUAUUUUUCUACUCUCAUAAGAAGGAUCAGCUAUUCCUUCAUCCCAGCAUUAAAUUAAUGGCAAUAGGAAAGGGCUUCACAACACAACAUCUUAAUUUAAAAGGACCACAUUAGUAAAAACAAUGACUUUCAUAAAUGCAUUAUAAAUUAUUUCAAACUUCAAACUGAAGUUACUCCUAAGUUUCUUGAUAAUAUUAUUGUUUUAGAAUCCAUUUUUUUCCAUUUUAAUGCCAUCAGCCUUUCAUGUUGCUGCUGAAAGACUGAACAAUGGGAUGUAAUCCACUUCUAUAAAUCAGUUACAAAAUGUUGUUAAGUAUAUGGGAGAACAAAGUAUUUCUCCAAUUAUUUUCCUUACUGUUACUUGUAACAUUAACAAAGGAAAAGCACUUUUUCACUUGAUAGUAUUUCUUUGACUGAUAGCAGCUUAUUAGAUAUCGUCACCUUACAUCAAAACCAAAUCCCACACUAAGAUUAUUUUCAAAAACAUCCUCGUUUCAAUCUCAAAAGAAACCCUUAAUCUCACUGAGAGGUAACUGGUGGAUGCAUACCUUUCAAAAGCACUUCAGUGCACUUUAGUGCUUUUGAAAACAGAGUAUAUACUUUUCUUUGAACCCAGACAGUAAUGUAUUUCCACAACAAAAAAAAUAAAAUAAUAUUUUGGGUUUUUUUAUUGUUGUAGUUUGACUCCUGCACUAACUUUUGUUUUAAAAUUGCACUAUUUCAACUUUUUAUCAACUUCACCUAUAUAAAAACCACAUCAUUUAAAAAAAAAAUGCUUAGAUGUAUGUAUAUGUGCUUUUUGAAAGAAGCCCUGUAAUGAAUGUUUUCUUUUUCAAAAUGUUAUAAAUAAUUAUAACGUCUUCCUUUCUCUAUCUAAGGGCAUGGCGUUUUUUACAUGCCAGAAGAGAGGCAUAAAAUUCUUCAAAAUAUUUUAAAUAUGUGGGAUAAGUCGAGUUUUCAGGUAGUGCAAUGGUUCUGCACCUGGGAGGCUGCUCUUCUCCAAGAAGACUGACCAUCUUUUCUGAUAGAAAUUACUGCCUGUACAUUAGAGUUGGCAGGUGUAAAGAUACACAUUCUCUGCAUGCCAGUUAAGUGCUUAUGAACUGUGGUAUGAUCUGAAAUGCACACUGGACAGUAAAGCAGGGCAACAAUAUCUUACUGUAUUUCAGGUUAAAUCUGCCAUAGUCCACUUGACUGUAUCCAAGCCAUGAGAAUGUUACCUUUCUGGUGUCUGAGGUACAUCAGCUCCCUGCUGGCUGUGUGCUGCCUCUUAUUUGAGACAGUCUUGAUAUCCUUGCUUUAAUACUCCUGCUAGUGGUUGCAGUGCAAUAUCAGACCCUGUUCUGAAGUGAGACCACAGUGGUGGAAUUUACACUGCUCUCCAGUACACCACUGUCCAUAUCACAUAAAUUCAAGCCAAACUGCAAAAAUACUUGUGGGCAAGCAAACUUGUUGCUCAUGCAGAGUGAGACUGCCAUAAAUCAGUGUUGCUGCACAGCCUCUGCCUCACUGAUUCACUAUCUACAUAAUUACAAGCAGCAGUUCUUUAGACUCUCACAGAGUUGCUGUCAUAGUCCUUUGCUUGGCAUGCAGCAGUGGCACUGCUUAUGUGCUGGUGCCAGACACUCUACUGUGUGCCUCAUAGCUGCUUGUUGGGUUGUGCUAUGAACCCUGUAACAUUCUCCAGUCCAGCUCCUUGUGCAGCUGCCUGGCAGAAAUGAGAUGAUGGGGAGAAAGGGUAGUGUGGGAAUAGGUGGCUGGGGGCAACUGGAGGACACACCCACAUGACUUCUGAAAGCAGCUUUUUAAGAAUCACUGUCACACCCCUUCGAAUGAGAGUACCUGGGCUUGGUUUCACACUGCCUAGUACUUUCUCACAUCAUUUGCAUUGAUGAAGUAAAACACUGUUAUCUUCAUCUGGACAUGCUGGUGCCAUUUUGCAGGAUGGGAGUGGUUACACCAGGUGCAACUCUGUAGAGGACUGUGCCACCAAAAGCCUUGUCUAUGCUUAGAAAUAUUACCUGCUGUGACUACAGUGGGAGAGCUCUACCAGCCAGAUUUCUCUCUUCAGUGCAGAAGUAAUUUAUACUAACAACAGAAAAUCUCUAUAGUUCUCUCUGUUACAAAAUUCAUUCUUUUUUAUUGACAUAACUCUCAAGCUUUCUGGGCUCAUAUCAGUUAUAAUUAUUUUUCUCAUGUUUCCAACAAACCCAGACAGAUUUUACACAUCUUGAUUGAUAUUACAGAGGUAGGUGAAGCUUCUGCCUGUAAGGGAAUGUAAUCUGAUACAUGAGAUGUAAUGGCCUUCUAGAAGGAUGGAUGAAUGUGUGACUCAAAAGUGAGAUGUCACCUUCUGACUCCCUGCUGUGUAAAUGCAGUUACAUUUAUUAUUCCAUAAAGUCUGAAACCAAGAAUAAACACACUUAUCCUGUACAUCACAUUUGAUUUUGGCCCACUUAAUUUGUGGCUGAGUUCUUAUUUCAGGUCUCACAAGAAAAAAUGUGGUAUGAGUAGAAUUUCUUCUAAAUUACCACACAUGCAGUACAGCAAUCUCCCAAGAACUGGGCUUAUGGAGAGAUCAGCAGUUUAUCCUCUUUUUGGGCAAUUGCCAACCAUUGUUGGUAGUAAACAAAGACCAGUUCCUUCUAAGUACUUAGAAAGAACAGAGGAAAUAAACGCUUAAAAAUAAUCUCUUGCCAUUUGUGUUUAAGGCACAGAUAUGCCUUCAUCCUCUCCCCAUGAUAUGUGCCCUGGAUUGAGUCGGGCCUGAAAUCUGACAUUGCAUUGUACCCUGUUAAAUUACCACUGAUUUAAUCUAUAAAACCUUUUUGUAUGAAGACAUUAAUGACCCCCUGGCACUGACCAGUAAAUAGGAUGAAAGAGAGAGCAGUUCUUUAAAAUGGUUACAUUUUCUUAGUGGUUGUUGCCGCUUUGGUAUUAUUCUAAAAACUAGCACUGAGAAGUAGGAUUUAAGAUAUUUUCAGUCACUGGUGUUUAGCUUUUAUCCUUAAUGAACUGGUAUUUGUAUCCCUUCAGCGCAACCCUAAAGUCUGUUUUAGGAGCCUCCCAAUGCAUUUAUUGUAGCAACAAUAAAAAAUUAUUCUUGUAGAAGAAAUGCCUAGUCAAAUGGUUGCCUAAUAGGAACUUGGGGCAUUCAGGCCGUAAGAAAUGCCUGACUGAUAAUAGCAUUCAAACUUCCUCAGCCAUAAACUCUUCAGAGGCUGAGACAGAAUGGACUCAUGAAUUCCCUGAUCUUUGGGGAGGGUAUAUUUUGGUGUGGAAGGUGAGCAGUUCCAAAAGCUGUGAGAAGGUGUCUCCCGCUGGGAUGUUACUUGGUCCACAGAGAGCAGAGACAAUAUUAUCAGUGCUAAAGCUGCUGAUCAAGGUCUUGACUUUACUGAGAAUGUGACCUGAUUUCAGCUGUCAGUGGACAGCUGCUGAGCACCAUACAAAUGCUACUCAAACACUAUUGAAAGCUACUAUUUUUACUGAGAAACAACAUGAUUUGAGGUAGGAGCUUGAACAGCAAAAAGAGGGGAUUUUCCUGCACUUAUAUAGUGACUGAAACUGGGGCAGACCUCCACUGUAGGUAACACUAUAAAUAAUUUACAUUGACUUAAAAGUCUUCAGAUACCAAAGUAAAGCUCUGUUUCAAAAAUUCUGUGUGAGGGCAGCACUGUGGGAGUGGUAAGCUUGUUUCAGUUGUCCUCAGUUUGGAGAUUUAACAAGGGAAAUGAAAGAUUAAGAGACUGUACCUAAAUCCACUGUAGGAAAGACUAAACUUCCUAUUCUUUGAUUGUAACAUGGUAAUGCAAAGUUUAAGUCUGUGGUUUACCCACCUUUUAUUGGAACACAGCCAUGUAUUCUUAAAGUUCUUACAUCUGAGUCUGCUCUGGAUGGCUUAGGGAAGUCUGACAUUUGAGCAUCAGUCAGUUCAGUAAGACUUUAGGUGCUGAUCUUUUGAUAUAGUAUUGAGAUCGACAGAGCAUGUGCAAUUCUUCUGGAAAUUCCUAGUGCUUAAAAUACUUAAGAGGCAACAAGCCUGAGACAAGGAAUAUUCUGUGGGAUAAGAUCAGCUUCUGCUGCCUAGAAGCUUUUCUUAACUCUUUGUGUUGAAGCCAUACUGGAACUUAAAUAGGACAGCCUCACCCACUGUAGUUACUUCAAGAAACCCAUUAUUUUCUCUUAACAAGGUGUUAUGUUUCAAUUAAAAUAGUUAAAAGGCAUAAUUUCCCCUACCUAUGAAUACAUAUAUUGCCUUAGGUAGUGGUAAAACAAUUAACAUACUUUUAUUCUUUCAUUUGAGUGUCACUUAACCAAGAAAACCAACCUCAGAAUGACAGGGGUAUAGAACGGUUCUAUUUUUCUUGUCUAUCUGCUCGUUUCCUCUCUUUCUCUCUCUCUACUCUUCUAGAGUGUAAACAUUCAAAAUGGAAAUACUUUCCUGAUCAUACUGAGACAAAAAAACCUGAACGUAAACUAGACUGUAGAAAAUGUCUCACUAGAACAGGACUUUCUCUCCCUGGAGUUCCUUCUUUUAAAUCUUGCCAAGUCCUACGUGAAACUGUGAGUCUCAACUGAAAACAGGCAUCUGUAACAUGUAGGGAGCAAGAGAUUGUGCAGGUGGCCAUGCUCACAUUGUAGUCACAAGACUUUUAUCCAGCUGAAGGAGAUUCAUACAAGAGGGCUGCACCGGGUAGCUUAUGUUCAUAGGCACUGCCACCCUGACAAACAGAUCUUUGUCACGUUUCAGUGACAUGUGGCGUGUUCUUGUUACUAUGAAUACGUUUCCCUAUCAUGCUAUCAGAAAUGCCUCUGAGCAAAGGCUGAAAUACAUUCUAAACUCACAAAGUACUUUUAAAAAAAACCAACCCAAAUGUCUGGAGAUCCAAGCAUUUGCUUGUGGUUAGGCAAAGGUGUUCUUUGAGUGGAAGUUUGGAAGAAAGUAAAAAAAGAAAAAAAUUGUUAAGACAAAUUUUGGGGAGAGAAAAGAUAUAUUGCCAUCAAGGUGUAAUUAUUCUGUGACUACAGCAUUAAUUCUUCAUCCACUGUUAAAAAUUCUGUGGUCUGAAAUCACGUCCUCUUUUUCUUUUUUCAGUAGAACUGAUUUUGUAACUUUUCAGGUUAAAAAUAAUUCUUGAGAACAAGGAUUGAGGCAUUUGAAUGCUAAGCUGCAUUUCUCAAUCGGACUGAAAAAGUCAUUCUAGGAGGCAUGAAGUGCUCCCGUUCCUUUCCUGGGGCUAGUCUUCCAAACUCUGGCAAAUUCAGUGUGUGCAUUAUCUCUCUUGCUGCUGGUAAUUGUGCAGCUGAUGCUCUAACUAUGCAGUCCAAAGUUUUUCAAUAUUUCCUUGAUGCAACAAGGCUCCAGGGACAGCUCCAGUUUCACAUUUGUACUGGUAGAAUUAUGGUAAACAAAGAUGUGGCAGAAGGCAAUAGAAAGAACAUCAGCUGCUUGGCUAGUCUUAUUAAUUCUAUUUCAGCAAUUAAAAUGCUAUGUUAGAAAAAAACAUGUGAACUUCUGGUCUAGAGCGCCUCAUUCUGCACCACAGGAUGGUGUAAGCUUUCCCUUCUGAACCUCUUUUUUUUCCUUUUUUUAAAAUUUUUUUUUAUUUUUAAUUUCUGGACCACAUGUAUCCUCCCUGUGCUCAUUUAAAACGUGAAAUAAGGAGAGGCAAACAUCAACUGUUGUAUGGGGUUUUUUUUUUCUGUCUUUUGAGAAAGAACUUCAAAAAGGCAAAAGUUAUCUUAGUUCUCAAUAACAGGAUUCAGUUUUGUUUCUACUCUUACCAUAACUAAGAAAAUUCUUCCUCUGCAUGGUCAACAAACUUCCCUCUUCUGAAAGGGUUCUUCCUGACACCCUCUCCCCCCUGAACUCCUUCUUAACCAAACCAAAGAACACUUUCUUCCUUAAAGGCAAUUUUCUUUUCUUUCUCUAGCUUUUCCACCUUUGUGAUUGCUUAGGAUGGUACAUUUUGGUCUCCACUCUUGCUGUUUUCUGAGUCUGUAGCUUUAUUUCCACUUCAGGCAUACUUCAAAAGUUUUGCCAAAAGAACAGUGUUAGGCAGAAGUGCAAUCCCCCAUUUCUCCCUGCCCUCCUUAAUAAGACAGAGGUACUCACUAAUUACAGAUGUACCCCUAAACCAGACAAUAGGUCACUCUGCUGGUGAAACAUCCUCUCUUCAGGAGUCUGUACUGCCAAGAAACCACCAGCUACCACCAACAGUUUAGUGCUACAAGUAUAUAAAUAAUGCCAAAUCCUUUUUUUCUUUAGACACGGUCUCUCUUUCAAACAAUCAAGGAACUAAUUUUCUCCUUUUUUCUUCUCUCAUUUUUGUCUACAUGGGUUUAUUCUUUCACUGUGCAAUUGCACUUUAAAUUUGCAAUUUUUUUUUUUUUUUUAAAUUAAGAAGGGUAUGGAAGCAUUACACGAUGUGUACAAUGCAGUGUUUUUAACUAGUCCAUUUUAGAUUUGGAGAUUAGAACCACAAACACGGAUCAAGAAUUUUAAUGUGACUCCAUGUAAAAGACUGACUGUUACAGAAAUGCCCAUGAAAAAUAUGAGUACCAAUAAUAUCAUCACCAAAGGGAUAUAAUCUGCCAUCACACUCCACUAAUAAACCUGUACUAAAAGUGCCAUUCCUUCAUCUUCUGCAGAAACACAGUGCAGGACAAGACUAACUCUUAGCAAUCUGGUCUAGUGGAAGGUGUCUGUGCCCAUGGUAGGGGGGUUGGAACUGGAUAAUCUUUAAAAUCCUUUCCAACCCAAACCAUUCUAUGAUUCCAUGAUUAACAAACAGGUGUAUGGAAUUCUACCAACAGUUUUGGCCUAUCUGGCACUCCAUGAUCCCCCAACAUCUUUUGGGGGAGUGUGUAUUUCUGGAGAGAACACUGCAACCACCCCAGCUCUAUUUGAAAAUGUGCUAGAUGUUGCAGCUAAUGCCUGCACUGGGGCAUGUGACCGAGGCAUGAAUGCUGCCCACCUGGGGAGGUGAAGCAGCAGACAGGCACAUCUCCAGCCCCGGAGAAGCCAACGCAGGGAAUCCUGUGGGAUCACCUUUGGUCAUGUGUAACCCAACCAGCACCACUGGCUGUGCUGCUUUGCGUACAGGAGUAUCAUAGGUGUCACGGUAUAUCACUCAUAUACCUGUAAAAUAUAUUGUGGCUGAUUCAAAGCAGGCAGUGACCUGUGGAUUUGACGUUCUGGCAUGUUGUUUAAACCCGGUGCACUUUUCUGUUGUGUUUUGUACUGUCUCCUCAGCCUGCUUUUAGAAGGAACUUUCAAGCAUACUUCUUAAAUUAUAUUUUACAUUUAUUACCAGGCAAAAGCAUAAAGCUGAGACAUUUUAAAAUAAAAUGUUUGCAUUUAAAUUAA
Molecule: messenger RNA, 10227 nt
Organism: Corvus hawaiiensis (hawaiian crow)
Lineage: Eukaryota; Metazoa; Chordata; Aves; Passeriformes; Corvidae
Gene: AHRR
Product: aryl hydrocarbon receptor repressor
Exons: 11
Coding region: 134-2413 (759 amino acids)
Biological process (GO): regulation of transcription by RNA polymerase II
Cellular component (GO): aryl hydrocarbon receptor complex; nucleus
Molecular function (GO): protein dimerization activity; transcription cis-regulatory region binding; nuclear receptor activity
Source: RefSeq, a predicted model, not a curated record